GUCCGCAUCCUCCGCCGGCGUGGGUCCUCGGGCACCCGUGGGCGGCACAUUUCCUCAAGAUAUUUUUACAGAACCACUUUCAGGAAGGUUUGUGAUGUUGGGAUUGUGAUUUUGCUCAAGCAAGUCAGAUUCUUUAUAAAGGACAACUAGAUAUUAGGGCUGGGAUGGAGGAGUCGGCGCCAGAGGAAGGCCAACUCCCAAGCUCUCACCAGGGCUCUCUGAGGAGGGCUGUAGCUGCUGCCCUGGCCUUCGAUGGGGAGUCCACCAUAGGUCGCAGGAAAAAGAAAAGGAAAGGGUCUCGACCAGAAUCUAUCAUUAUCUACCGGUCAGAUAAUGAGAAAACAGAUGAGGAGCCAGAGGAAGCAGAAGGUGGAGAUCGGCCUAAAGAAGAGGAGGGAGAUGAUUUCCUAGACUGUCCUAUGGAUGAAGGUAUAUGGAACAUGCCUUUGGACAGCCGUUAUGUCACACUAACGGGAACCAUCACUCGAGGGAAAAAGAAGGGUCAGAUGGUGGACAUCCAUGUCACAUUGACAGAGAAGGAAAUUCAGGAAUUGACCAAGCCCAAGGAGCUGUUAAGGGAAACAGCACCCGAAGGAAGAAAGUCAUGCCAGGUGGGAGCAGACCAAGGGCCCCACGUGGUCCUCUGGACGAUAGUCUGCCUGCCUGUGGUCUUCAUCCUCUCUUUUGUUGUCUCUUUCUACUACGGCACCAUCACCUGGUACAACAUCUUCCUUGUGUACAAUGAGGAAAGAACUUUCUGGCAUAAGAUCUCUUAUUGCCCCUGCCUCAUCCUUUUCUACCCAGUGCUCAUCAUGGCCAUGGCCUCAUCCCUGGGCAUCUAUGCCGCUGUGGUCCAGCUCUCCUGGUCCUGGGGGGCAUGGUGGCAAACUGCUAGAGACAUGGAAAAAGGCUUCUGUGGUUGGCUGUGCAGCAAGCUCGGUCUAGAGGAUUGUUCUCCUUACAGCAUUGUGGAGCUGCUUGAAUCAGAUACUAUCUCAGCCAGUCUCUCCAACAAAGACCCCACCCAGGAAGUAGAAACCUCCACUGUCUAAACUGCCAAUGACUGACUUGCUUUUUUGGCCCAGGUAGACAUCAUCUUGCAAUUCUGGCAGGUUCUUUCUUUAAAUCAUCUUCUGCUUGCUAUAGAUCUGGAAGAUCUUAGCUGAUACUGGUACUGAUCUUGAUGGUUCCAGGAAGGGAGGGAACAGA
Molecule: messenger RNA, 1209 nt
Organism: Dipodomys spectabilis (banner-tailed kangaroo rat)
Lineage: Eukaryota; Metazoa; Chordata; Mammalia; Rodentia; Heteromyidae
Gene: Tmem169
Product: transmembrane protein 169
Exons: 3
Coding region: 165-1052 (295 amino acids)
Source: RefSeq, a predicted model, not a curated record